Liolophura sinensis is the source of this 1916-nucleotide messenger RNA. Its product is annotated as tubulin alpha-1B chain-like. Gene Ontology annotation, molecular function: GTP binding; structural constituent of cytoskeleton. Bases 110 to 1450 code for a protein of 446 amino acids. The transcript has 3 exons. NCBI's taxonomy places the organism in Eukaryota, Metazoa, Mollusca, Polyplacophora, Chitonida, Chitonidae. Gene Ontology annotation, cellular component: microtubule. The record is from RefSeq and is a predicted model, not a curated record. Gene Ontology annotation, biological process: microtubule-based process.
AAACCUGCCUAUAUAACACGAUGAGGGAUUUGAGCGGCUCACAUUUGUUUCUCACAUCGACAACAUUACUGUCCCGUGAGACAACCUGCAUUUUCGACAUCACUUCAUCAUGCGCGAGUGCAUCAGCGUCCACGUUGGCCAAGCUGGGGUUCAGGUCGGCAAUGCCUGCUGGGAACUGUACUGUCUUGAACACGGUAUCCAGCCAGACGGUCGGAUGGCUUCAGGGAACACCAUGGAAGAGUCCUUCAAUACAUUCUUCAGCGAGACCGGCUCCGGUAAACACGUUCCAAGGACUGUUUUCAUUGACCUGGAACCCACUGUUAUCGAUGAGGUCCGCACGGGAACAUAUCGUCAGUUGUAUCAUCCUGAGCAACUCAUUUCCGGUAAGGAGGACGCCUCCAACAACUACGCCCGAGGUCACUACACUCUUGGCAAGGAAAUGGUCGACCAAGUGUUAGACCGCAUCCGUAAACUAGCUGACCAGUGUGCAGGUCUCCAAGGCUUCUUCAUCUUCCGCAGUUUCGGCGGGGGCACCGGUUCGGGCUUUACUUCGCUCCUUAUUGAGCGACUUAGUGUGGACUUUGGCAAGAAAUCCAAACUGGAGUUUGCGAUAUGUCCAUCCCCACAUAUGUCCACUGCUGUGGUCGAGCCCUACAACUCCAUUCUGACCACUCAUUCCACCCUUGAGCACUCCGACUGUUCCUUCAUGGUUGACAAUGAGGCAAUCUAUGACAUCUGCCGCCGUAACCUCGACAUCGAGCGUCCGUCAUACACAAACCUGAACCGGCUGCUGAGUCAGAUCGUCAGCUCCAUCACCGCUUCUUUGAGGUUUGAUGGCUCUCUGAAUGUUGAUCUCACCGAAUUUCAGACAAACUUGGUGCCGUUUCCUAGAAUCCAUUAUCCUAUAGCUACCUACGCUCCCGUUAUUUCGGCUGAAAAAGCAUACAGCGAACGGCUGUCCGUAGCCGAAAUCACUAACGCCACCUUCGAGCCUGCCAACCAGAUGGUGAAAUGCGACCCACGUCACGGCAAAUACAUGGCCUGCUGUAUGUUGUACAGAGGUGACGUCGUGCCCAAAGACGUUAACGCUGCUAUCGCUACCAUCAAGACCAAGAGAACCAUCCAGUUCGUCGACUGGUGUCCCACUGGUUUCAAGGUCGGCAUCAACUACCAGCCUCCAACCGUCGUCCCUGGUGGUGACUUGGCCAAAGUCCAGAGAGCUGUGUGCAUGUUAAGCAACACCACUGCCAUUGCUUGGGCUCGUCUUGAUCACAAGUUUGACCUGAUGUACGCCAAACGGGCUUUUGUCCACUGGUACGUGGGAGAGGGUAUGGAGGAGGGCGAGUUCUCCGAGGCUCGGGAGGAUUUGGCCGCUCUGGAGAAGGAUUAUGAGGAGGUGGGACAAGACACAGUAAUGAAUGAGGACGACGAGGAGCCAGACGAAUAUUGAUAUUGAAAGUAGCGAAGUGUUGUCUUGUGACGGCAAAUUGUAAAUAUGGUCAUACAAUUAUAAUCAAGCUGAAAUGAUUUGUAUUAUAAAGAAUUUAAUGAAUAAAAUAAUAACACACAGUGUUAUACAAUUUAUAACUGUACCGUGCAACUGAACAUUGUAACAUUGAACAUUAUCACUGACUGAAACUGAAUGCUGGUCUAGCUUUUCGGUUUGUAUACAGCAUAUACAAAAUAUGUGUGAAAUAUAAUGAAGGAAGUUUUAUAUGUGUGAGUGACAGUUUUUCGGCCUUCCAUAUUUCAAAAUGUUUGUAGUGCUGUUAAAAUCAAAACUGUUUUUCAGCUGUGUUAUUAUUUUGAUUAUUUAGGCCUAAAGUACAUUCGUGGUGGAUAAUUAUCUUUUCCAGUCUCAAUGUGUCAUUCUGGAAGCUUGUAAUUAAAGGUAAUAAAAUGCAACUUGUCAAAGA